AUGGAUUCACAGUGUACAUCUGGACAGAUAAGUAUUCCUAAAGGGACAAUCCUUUCAGCAACAAAUAGUGUUGAUAAAAGAGAUUAUCCACACUACUGUGAUCUCUUAAGGAAAAUGAACAUCCCUUUUGUGACAGGAAUUGAGGACAGACAUAACUAUGGCAGAUUUGAAAAGAAAUGCAGUCCUAUUUUUCUUAAGUUUCAUCCUUAUCCCCCUUCAGUCCUGCCAGACUAUCAUCUACAUUAUCCUUAUCCCCCACCUUAUGGUCCAGAUUAUCCAUUGUUUCCACUUAGGGAUGACGUCCCCUUAGGUGAUCCCUGUUCACAGUUUUUAAGUCCAGGUGGUGAUGCUGAUUUAAAGCCUGACGUUGGCAGAACAAUACCAAACCUGGUGGAUUUUAGUGAUGUGAAACCUCAACAUCGAGUUCCCAGACCAGACACAAGAUUUAAUACAACAAUAAAGAGAAAAAAAAUUCUAUUAGAAGAACUACAGCAGAAUAAGACAUGGAAUUCCAGGGCAGUGCCAGACGUUUCCAUCAGGGCAAGACUUGGAGGUUGGACAAGUCCACUGAAAGUUACUCCUCUAGAACCCCUUCAUGAAGGAUGCUCAGUAAAUCAUACUUAUGAAUUUGAUGAAGAGGCAACAUGUACAGAUGAUGGUGAACCACUUAUUCAACCACACGAGAAAUAUAAUGCAAAGGAUUCAUUUUAUAAAUCUUCUACGCAAAAAGCUUAUGAAGAUGUUCCUUGGGACAAGAUGCUACCACCAAAACUUGAUCCAAAAGAAACAACAGUGGAAAAAGGUAGUGAUCUCAUCUCACAAUAUUCUACACUGAAGCGAUAUGAAAGAUUGCCAGCGAUAACGCAGAUGGUUGGUGGACUCUGGGACAGAUUUCAAGCAAGAUCGUUCUUGGCACCAGUCAAACCAAUUACCUUUGUGAGUCCAAGUUCUAGAAGUAAAUAUAUUCCUCUCUAUACUGGUUAUGUGGAGUCCACAAAUGCUGAUGAUAUUGACAAUCCCUUCGGAGACCUGACAUCUUUAACCAAGCCUCGGACCUCUAAACUCCUGUACACAGACGCAAGAUGCUCUGCCAACAUCCCAGGAUACACUGGCAAGGUUCAUUUCACAGUCACCCACCCAGCAAAUUCUAAUAUUCCACCAACAACCCCAUCAACAGACUCAGAAGUGCAUUGCAUCUUAAAGAAAGAUAUGGAAGGGGAUUUCUUCCGCCACCAGGCACCUCUGUCUCAAAUGGUCACAACCGUGAAACCCUACAAUCCCUUCAAUAGGAAGGACAAAACAACUGUAGACUAUUAA
Molecule: messenger RNA, 1317 nt
Organism: Orycteropus afer afer
Lineage: Eukaryota; Metazoa; Chordata; Mammalia; Tubulidentata; Orycteropodidae
Gene: SPMIP7
Product: spermatogenesis associated 48
Exons: 9
Coding region: 1-1317 (438 amino acids)
Source: RefSeq, a predicted model, not a curated record